Messenger RNA from Paramecium sonneborni, 2519 nucleotides. Lineage: Eukaryota; Ciliophora; Oligohymenophorea; Peniculida; Parameciidae. The record is from the annotation of a GenBank genome assembly.
AUGAAUUAGGAAUAAUCAUAUAAUUCAUACCUUAAGCUUAAAAUUAAAGAAUAGAAAAUAGAUUCUCUAAAUUUUGAAGAUCAAUUUUAAGAUUUUAGCUUAAUUAAAGUCAUCAAAUAACAUCUUGUCGAUUUAUAAGAAAAAAAUUAAAAUAUUUAAAAUCUAAUUGUAGCAAUAUCCAAUCUAUAUUAUGCUAUAUACUCAAUAAAAGAUAAACGAAAUAUAUCAAUGUUACAUCAAAUCUAAAUUAAGUAGAAUGAAGAAAAUUCAUUUCAUAAUGAAAUAAAAAAUAUAAUUUAAAUGAAAAAAGAUUUCAUUCAACAACUUAGUUAGAAUGAAAAAAAAAAAUACACAUAGGUAUUUGUUAAUUUACAUCAAAGGCAAUAGAUUGGACUAAAUACAUCCUUAGUAAUUAACAUGAGUUUGCUGAUUUUUUUUUACAUAUAAAGCAAGUUAUUCUUCAAUUAAAGAAUAUGUUUUUGCAUAAGCGUAAAAGCCAUCUUUUGGUGUUAUUGUAAAAUCAAAAUGAAAAAUUUAAUAAAUUUUUAUACACUUUCUGUUUUAUUCAAAAUAUAAAAUUAGAAUAAGGUUAAGAUCAAGAAUAAAACAUAGCUGAAAGUUAAUUAUUAAAAACUGAAGAUGAUAUUAAUAAUGAAAAUUUGUAAGAGUUUGAUCAUAGAUCAAAGAGAAAUUUGUAUAUAAAUAUUACAUCUGACAUUAAACAAUAAGAUAUAGACUUUUGGUCAUUUUUUAUGAAAGAUUAUAAAGAAAACACUUAGCUUAUAAUUUUACAUCCUUUAGUUUAAGGUUAAAAUGGUAUUAACACUAAAUAAGAUUAUAAAUUAAGAAGUAAUACUAGAAAUGAAUAGCUGGUUCCAAUCCAUUAUAUAGAUAAGGUUGAAUAUUAUUAAGUGAAAAUGAUUUAUAAAUCAAUUCUUGAUUAAAAAAUUCAGAAUUUUAAUCCAGAUUUAAUUGUUUUAGAAUAUUUAUUAUCUAAAAAAUUUAAAUUAGAUUUAUAAGCACUUGAAUAUAUUGUUAGAUAAUUAUAACAAAAGGCAAAAUUAAUAAUUCAUUUUAGAAUCAGCACUGAAGAAAAUUUCUCUGAAUAUGAAUUAUUUAGCAAUUUAAAUGCAAUUAUUAUGGGGCUUUAAGGAUUUAAAAAAUUAGAAAAAAAUUUUAUAAGUGAAACAAAUUAUGAAGGAAUAGUUAAUUGGACGUUUCAUAUGAUGUCAAUUCUCAAUGAAUCGUUUAAAAUUAGUAAUUUAUCUCUUUAAAGUGAAUUGCAAUUAAUUUCAAUUUAAAAUUAAAAUUAAAAAAAAAUAUUUGGAUGUUUGUCAUUAAAAAAUAUUUUUUAAUGGAUAGAAAAUAAGAAUUUUUAAAAUUAAUCAUACUAACAUUUCGUAUUUGAAGAAGUUAUAGUUUUAUAUGAUAAAAUAAACGGUGACAUAUAUUAUUAUGAUCGAAAACUCAUGAAUUCCGAUUAAAAUUCUUUAGAAAUUGAAUUGUAAAUAUUAAUCUAUUCUAAGCAAUAAGAUAGAAUUAAAAUCUUAAUUAGUUGAACCCAGUAUAAUAGUUUUAUAAAAUUAUUUAAUUAUUGCAUAUGGACAUUAAUAAAAUAAAGAAUUUUCUGAUCAAAUCUUGCUUUAUGAUUUGAAAAAUUAAUGUUAAAAUCCUAUUGUAAUGGAUCGUGACAUAGAAUCUGCUGAAUUUAAACCAAUUUAUUGUGAUAAUAAAAAAUAGAUAUAAAUUGCUAAUUUAAUUAAAAAUAGAAGAGGCCCUUAAAUUUGUAAAAAUAAUUUAUUUGAUCCAAAUAAUUAAAAUGCUUUGUCUUUUAUUCUAAUUGGAGGAGAAGAGAAAGAGUAAAAAAUAACUUAAAUAAUUUUAGCUCGAUUUUAAUAAUGAACAUAAUUGAAGUAGUGAUACUGAAUCUAAGAAAUCAAAAAUUUUGCUCUUAUAUUGUGAAUGGCUAAUCUUUAAGUAAAGUUACUUCUUUAAAACCUUGGCCUUAUUAAAUUGUUCUUGAAUGUAAAUAAUAAAAUUCCUGUUUUUAUUUGGUUUUAAAUGGAAAUUAAACAAAGAAAUAGAAUUAUUUUUCUUUUCCAAAAAACCCUCAAUAUCUAAAAUAAGCAUAGCUUUUAGUUUAACAAUAAAAUUCAUUUUAAUUAUUUAUAUUACCUAUGAAACUAAUAAUUCAAAGGUCAAUAGUUCCUAUAGAUGAACUUUUUGAUGAAUGUAAAUGUUAGUAUUUUGAUCAAAAAUAAAGUGAGGAAAAUUGUUUUGUUUGGAAACUUUUGAUAACAAGGUUUAUUCUCUUUCAUAAUUCAUUAAUAAAUCAUCCCUUAUUUGAUAGAUUCAAAAAAAUUUUACAAUCAUUAAAAGGCGAUGCAUUUUUAUAAAUAUGUUUUUAAGUCAAAAUUAAAUUAAUUUUAUAAGUGUAAGAUUCAAAAACUUAAAAUUACUAAGAUUCUCGUGUGGAAGUAGAUUGCUAAGUAUUAGAAAUAUUUUAAAAAAAUAUUUGA